Molecule: messenger RNA, 3466 nt
Organism: Phacochoerus africanus (Common warthog)
Lineage: Eukaryota; Metazoa; Chordata; Mammalia; Artiodactyla; Suidae
Gene: CCDC15
Product: coiled-coil domain containing 15
Exons: 18
Coding region: 395-3142 (915 amino acids)
Cellular component (GO): centrosome
Source: RefSeq, a predicted model, not a curated record
UGGCGGCAGUUACUUUAGUGUCCGUGGUAGUUUGAGUCUGUGGUGAGCAGCGAGUUAAUACUAGGCCGGGACUGCUUCGGCAAGAAUAGGACCCCGAAGCCUAAGAAACGGGCCAAAAUUUUCCUUGGCCCGGGGUUCCGAAAGGCGGCCCUCCCAAAAUUGGCGGUUUGUUGGCGGCGGUUACUUUAGUGUCCGUGGUAGUUUGAAUCUGUGGCGAGCAGCGAGUUGAUACUAGGCCAGGGCUGCCUCGGCAGGAUUAGGACCCCGAGGCCUAAGAAACAGGCCAAACUUUUCCCUGGCCCGGGGUUCCCCGGCGUUCAGCGCUUCCCCCCAUAACCGGAUACCGACUGUUUGGACUCUGCCUUCAACCCAGGAAUCUUAGGUGCCAGGAAAUAUGGCCCCCCUCAAGAAGCCUCGAAAUUCCACAAAGUUGCCCCUGGCUUUAAACCCCCUGAAGAGCAAGGACGUGUUGACAGUGCUGGCUGAGAGGAACCAGGCUGUAGUACCAGUUGGGGCAUGGGUGGAACCUGCCCCACCAGGUAGCACAGAAGUCCCAGCACAUACUUCAGCAUAUAUGAUUGAAGAAGAACUGAAGGAACAACUAAGAAAAAAACAAGAAGCUCUAAAGCAUUUUCAGAGACAAGUCAAACGCAGAGUAAAUCAACAAAUUAGGCUGAGAAAAAAGCAACAACUUCAGAGGUCUUAUGAAGCAGCAGAAAAAGAAGGUUCCAUAGCCAUGCACUCUUCAGCUCCAGCACAGUUAACUCCUAAAAGAACAAGCAUUUUUCUAAACACCUUGAAUGCUGCUAUUGGAAGUGCCAGGUUACCUCCUUCCCAGAUGCUUGAGGAUGGAAUAGAAGAUAGAGAGAAUCAGAACGAACUAUUCCAACAAGCCCAGGCUCUUAGUCAAACCAUGAAACAAGCACGUCACCGACUGGCGUCUUUUAAAACUGUGAAUGAAAAGAAUGCACCAGUGUUUCCAGAUGAUAGAAAGAAAAGCCUUGCCAACCAAGAGAAAGCAAUUUGUAGGAAACCAGCAUUUGCCAAAAUAAAUAUAGGGGUAAGAAGAGAAUUGCCCUUUGAGGUCCAGCAAGGUCUUUCAACUCCUGUACCUUACCAGAAAUUUAUGGAAGAUCAGGAACCUGACUCUGAGGAGUUUUCAUCUAUUUUGAUAGAUAAGAAAGGGAAAGAGAAUUUGUCUUGGGGAGACCAGCAGGAUCUCCUUUCUGAAGACAAGGAUAUACCUUUCAGCAGAGUGCAGAAAGUACACUUCAAAAAUCCAUUAUUUUCUGUGAUGGAAGAGGAAGAAGUAAAGCAGUUACGUCAGGGCGUUCUACCCCAAGCCCGGGAUUAUUUUCCUGAAGCACAAGGUGACCAGCUGCAAGCCCAGAGUGGUUUGACAGGUGUCCUCAGUGUUGAGCUGGAAGCCCAAAAGAUUGAGCCAAGGCUCAGUACCCAGGAUAAUGAGUUGGAAAGCCAAACCAUUGAGUUGAAAGCCCAGGCUGUUAAGAUAGAAACUCCAAAGAGUGUUAUGAUGAAAUCCCAGAGUAUUGAACUAGAAGAUGGGAAUAUUGUUUCAGAAGUUCAAGAUUUUCUACCCCAAAACCAGGCUUUUCUACCCACAGAUCAGGCUUUUUUCCCUAAAGACCAGAAUAUUCUACUCAAAUGUCAAGACAAGGAUGUUCUUCCCAAAGAGCAGUAUGUAUUACCCAACAGCCAGAAUAUUCUACCCAAAUAUCAGGACCAUCAUUUUUUAACUGAAGAUCAGAAUAUUCUACUCGGAUGUCAGGAGCAGAAUUUUCUGCUUGAAGACCAGAACAUUCUGCCCUCAUCUCAGGACCAGAAUUUUCUACCCAGUGGCCAGCAUGUUCUCUCCAAAGAGCAGGAUGUUCUACCUACAUGUCAGGACCAGAAUUUUCCACCCAGAGAUCAGAAAGCAAAUUUGAAGCAGCCAGCAUCACUUUUGGUAGGUAGGAGCAGGAGGGAGGUGUUUCCUCUGGAUGUCCAUCAGGAUCUUCUACACAGGCAUGAAGAUCAGGCCUUCAUCAGGGGCAAGAAGGUACGCUUUAAGGAGUCAUAUUGUGAUAUGACAGAGAAAGGGAGAGAAGACUUUUCUCUGGCAGGUUAUCAGUAUCUGCCUCCUAAAUUUCAGGACCAGGCCAUCAUCAGAGAUCAGAACAAGUAUAUCAAGGAACUCUCAUCUUUUGAGAAAUGGGAGAUUGAAAGAGGAAUUGCUUCUGGAGUGCCAUGGUGCAGGAACUACGGGCAGGCCUCACAUAAUAUGACAGAUGAGAGAUGGAGAAAGGAGUUAUUUCUGGAGCACCAUGAAUAUAUUUUACAUGAAAUCCAGGAUCCAGGCUCUGCCAGAGAGCAGAGCUCAUACUCUGGACAGCAGCCAUCUGAUAGAACAGCUGAAAGAUGGGAAGAAGAUUUGCUUCUGGAUGGCCAUCACCGUCUUCCACCCAAGCUCCAGAGAGAGGCUUCUAGCAGAAGACAGGUUGGUGAUGAAUGUCAAGCAGGAUUGAACCCUGAAUUCCAAACUCUACUGGCACUUCAGUCUGGAGUAAAUCAAGAAGAAGACAAGAAAGAGCGGCAAAAGCAGUACCUGAGAUAUAGACGAUUGUUCAUGGAUAUUGAAAGAGAACAGGUGAAAGAACAACAAAGACAAAAUGAACAUAGGAAAAAAAUUGAAAAAAUUAAGAAAAAGAAAGAGCAGCAACGUUAUGCUGAAGAGCAGAGAAUAUUAAGAAUGAAUUUUCAUGAAGAGCCGUAUUCAGGGGAGAAGAUGAGUGAGAUAUUAGCCCAGCUACAGCUUGAAGAAAUAAAAGGAGCCAAAGAAAAACAACAACAGAAAGAAAAGGAAUACCAAAGAUAUGUAGAAGCUUUAAGAGCCCAGAUUCAGGAGAAAAUGCAGCUGUAUGAUAUUACUUUACCUCCACUAUGCUGCUGUGGUCCUGAUUUUUGGGAUGCUCAUCCUGAUACCUGUGCCAACAAUUGUAUUUUCUAUAAAAACCACAGAGCAUAUACCCGGGCACUACAUUCAGUCAUCAAUUCCUGUGAUUUCCCUGAGGGGAACUCAACUCUUCGAGUUGCCAUUCGUAAUUUUGCUUCUGCACGCAGACGGACUUUGAAAAAUCUGUAAUAAGAAUCUGAAAUCAACUGUUACUAUCCUAACCUUCAUUUAAAAUCAACCCUGAGAGAUUAUUUCAGAAAAGCUGUUAAAGUUUUUAAGGUGUGUAAUCUGGAAAGAAAGACUGUCCCACAUAACAGCUCUCUCUAUAAUUAGAUCGUAACCAUUGUUUACCUCUGUGCUUGGGACCAAGAUUGACCGUUGGCUUACAGACUUGUCUCUUUGCUAUAAACCAUAUGGAGCAUAUUGUUUGAAAAAUGAUCAGCCAGGAGUUCCCACUGUGGUACUACUGACAUUGUCUCUGAGGCAACACAGAUUUGAUCCCUGGCCCAGCAC